Messenger RNA from Lactuca saligna, 1119 nucleotides. Lineage: Eukaryota; Viridiplantae; Streptophyta; Magnoliopsida; Asterales; Asteraceae. The record is from the annotation of a GenBank genome assembly.
AUGGUGGGUUUCAGUCUCCAUUAUGGGAUACCAAACCUCCUAAUUAUAAAGGCACCCCUCCAUCUAGCAUAUCCCUCCACCUCUUUUCUUCCUCCUUCGCCACCACCACCUUCAGUUCGUCCACCAUCAAAUCCUCCUAAAAUUCCUCCUCAUGCUACUACUCCUCACACUCAAAUGCUCGUACUGGUCAUGAUACCCCCAAAUCAUAUUGAUGAUACCAAAAAUAGGGACAAUCUAGUUAAGGAAUUUACCAACGACAUUGGAACUCCUCCAUCCAACACACCUUCCACAUAUUCACUUCCUCCUCCACUGCCACCACCACCUUCAAGUCCUCCACCAUCAAAUCCUCUUAAAAUUCCUCCUCUUGUUACUACUCCUCACACUCAAGUGCUCUCACUUAUCAUGGUACCGCCAACUCAAAUUGAUGAUGCUAAAAAGGGGGAGAAUCUAGUUAAGGAGUUCACCAGUGGCACUGGUACUAAUGAUGUUGAAGAUAAAACCUAUGUUUUAUUGAAGUACAACCUCUACACACAUUAUUUCCUAACACUAACACUACCGAUGCUAAUGUUAUUGGGGGAGCAGCAUGACCCUCAUGGGGAACCAAGUGACACUGAAUUAGAUGGAGAUGAUAUUCCUCUAAUCAAGAAGCAAAAAGAAUUAACUGCUCCUAAUGCAACACAACAUCCGGAAAGCAUAAUAACCAUACUUGAACGAAACAAGUUUGAAGAUAUGCUAACAAGAAGAAGUGACCCAAAUCUAAUCAUCAAAGUGAGAUGCACUAAGCCCAAAACUAAAAUAAUGCUGACAAUGUAUAUCACCAGGCAAGGUUACAAGGGUAAAGCUGUUGGCCAAUACACUGAGACUUAUCACAAAGGUUAUGGAUAUGACUUAGUGCCCAAGACCUCAAAUAAACCUUCCUCGUCCUCAACGUCUACUUCAGUGCCUUGGAGCAGAACCCUUAAUGGUGUGAAAUUUGUACUUCCUUAUGGCACAGAGGUCACUGACAACUCCUUUCUAGUGGUUGUUCAUCAUGUUCAACACAAGUUCAUUCUUGGACCAGAGCAUGAUAUUUUCUACAUGGAUGAAUCCAAAACAUAUGUGCUUCUAACGUUCAAAUGA